CGCGCGGGGGGCGGGCCCGGCCAAUGGCGGGCGCGUGUGGCGCCCGUCACCGUGGCGACGGGGCCGGUCCCGGGGAGGCGGUGAUGGGUUGACAGGUGCGUGACAGUCGGGAGCUUCUCCGCAGGCAUGUACGGCAAAGGCAAGAGCAACAGCAGCGUCCCGUCCGACAGCCAGGCCCGCGAGAAAUUAGCACUGUACGUAUAUGAAUAUCUGCUCCAUGUAGGAGCACAGAAAUCAGCUCAGACAUUUUUAUCAGAGAUAAGAUGGGAAAAAAACAUCACACUGGGGGAGCCCCCAGGAUUCUUGCAUUCCUGGUGGUGCGUGUUCUGGGAUCUCUACUGUGCAGCUCCAGAAAGACGAGAAACAUGUGAGCACUCAAGUGAAGCAAAAGCCUUUCAUGACUACAGUGCUGCAGCAGCUCCCAGCCCAGUGCUAGGAAACAUUCCCCCAGGAGAUGGCAUGCCAGUAGGUCCAGUACCACCGGGGUUUUUUCAGCCUUUCAUGUCCCCCCGGUACCCUGGAGGCCCAAGGCCACCUCUCAGAAUACCCAACCAGGCCCUCGGAGGUGUCCCGGGGAGUCAGCCCCUCCUGCCCAGCGGGAUGGACCCCACACGGCAGCAGGGUCAUCCAAACAUGGGUGGGCCGAUGCAGAGGAUGACUCCUCCAAGGGGAAUGGUGCCAUUAGGACCACAGAACUAUGGAGGUGCCAUGAGACCCCCUCUGAACGCUUUAGGUGGCCCGGGGAUGCCUGGGAUGAACAUGGGUCCUGGGGGUGGUAGACCUUGGCCAAACCCAACCAAUGCCAAUUCUAUACCUUAUUCCUCAGCCUCUCCUGGGAACUACGUGGGUCCUCCAGGAGGUGGAGGGCCACCAGGAACACCCAUCAUGCCUAGUCCUGCAGAUUCAACCAACUCUGGAGACAACAUGUACACUUUAAUGAACGCUGUGCCACCUGGGCCCAACAGACCUAAUUUUCCACUGGGGCCAGGCUCAGAUGGACCCAUGAGCGGACUGGGUGGAAUGGACUCGCACCAUAUGAACGGAUCAUUAGGCUCAGGAGACAUGGACAGUAUUUCCAAAAACUCUCCCAGUAAUAUGAGCAUGAGCAACCAGCCUGGCACUCCCAGGGAUGACAGUGAGAUGGGUGGAAACUUCCUAAACCCUUUUCAGAGCGAGAGUUACUCCCCUAGCAUGACAAUGAGCGUGUGACCCGUUCACAAGUGUCGCCAUGAAGACCACAGUGAGUUGGCCCUCUCCAGAGAGCUACUGCAGAAGAAAAUUAUUCGUCCCAGUGUACAGUUUAACUAAAGGAUCUCAGACACAAUCAGACCCACCUGUUUUUUUUUUUCUCCUACCAUCUCCCCUGUUUUGUCAAGAAAGUGGGUCCCAAACAUGCUUGAGACAACUGUAAGGAGUGGCAUGAGAGAAGUGCCCGAGGUGGAGCUGCCAGCGCCUGUCUGUGUGUGUACAUGUGUGGGUCAGCGUGGGGAGUGUGUGUGUGACGCCCAAACACACACACACACACAGACCCCAGGACACUGUCAAAUAGGAUCACAUGACAUCUUACGUAGAAAUCAGAAGUAGGGACUUUUAUUCCAUUUCUUUUUUUUUUUGUUUCACGUUUACAUUUUAAUUAUUAAAAUUUGCUUUCCCUCUCCCAUCCUGAACUGUUUUAUGUUGCAUAUAUCACUGCUUUAUAAGUUAUUUUUUAAGUUGAACUCAAAGGAUAAAUUCUUUUGAUUUUGUUAGUGUCUGCCAUUAUGGAUAGGAAUAAAAUUGCUUAUACGAGCUUUCAUUACCUUGUGUUUGAUACCAGCUACCCUGUGAAUCACAAAUUGUACUGUCUCAAGAAAUAGAAGAAAGCUCAUCUUAAUUUUUUGGAGAAAUUUAAUAACUUUCACCUAGUUUGGGGAUUUUUUUUGAUACUUUGCCUUUAAGAGUAAAAAAAAGCACUGAAGGUUAUUUUUCUUCUUUAAUUGAAGCCUAAUAUCUGCAAUAUCUAUUUUAAAUGGAAGCCUGAAUUUGAUACAAGCUUCUCAGUUUAUAUAGAGUACUAUAAGGUUACUGUAAGUGAGCUCCAAUUGCUAUAGAAUCUAGCAAUAAAGUGUCAGGGCUUCUCCUGCCCUUGGAAUUGAGUUUUCUAUUUAGCAUGGUCUUCUGUAGGGAUGGUAGUUAGUGGAAAUACAGUAGAGUCCUUAUCACCAAAACAUUUUCCAACAACCUACAAUUAUGUUUCCCAUUUUAAGUGAUUCUCAAACAUAUAUGAGCAAUCUGUGUUCCUGAGUAUAAACAGUAUUUCCCAAGCCCAUUUAGAAAAUCAGGUCACCCUGCUGCUUGGGUGUGUGUUUUCUGCCAUAUCUGCCAGAAUUAAAUUAAUUCCCACAAAACUUUCCAGUCAGCAGCCUUUUUUUUUUCUUUGAGCCAAAAUGCCACAGUAAACUUUUUAUGACUACUAGCCUUGUUGUGAGGGUGUUACCUUUUGCCAUGAACAGAAAGGAACAAAGGUCUGGGCCCUUUUAGAAGGAGGACAUGCAGUUAGGCAUGAAAGCUGGGGCCAGAAUGCAGAAAAAGGCCUAAAGGAAGCGCUUCUGGAAGCAUUCCCAUUUCUCUUCAGGCAGAGCUCUGAAAUCAAGAUUAUGGUACUUUUGCUUAGUUCCUGAUGAUUUUUCAGCUCCCCAAGGAAAACAAAGGUUUUCAGUUUGUAGUGAUACAAAGGCUGACGAUCAGCAGGCAUAAAUGGCUCAGCAGAAAUUCAUGCCACAGACAAACAGCAAAUUCCUCUCCUUGGACUUUAAUCCAGAGGAGCCACCUGCAGAGGAGGAGCAGUUCUGGGAUGUGGUCUAUCCGUGUGCAAGGGGAUUCUCUUUUAUGAACUUGUGGUAAAGGAAUAUCACCCAUAUGUGAUGGGUUUGUGAUGGUAGCUGGAUGUGCAAGGAAUUCUACAAUCUCCUAACUAAUUUUUAUUUCCAUAUAUUAUACGUGUAUGUGAUAUAUGAAAAUAAAAAGAUUUAACACGUUACUCUCCUGUCAGGGUUACUCAAAGAUGAAAGUAUCAGAGGAUCAAAAUUACAUUGAAGUAUCAAAGAUUUGGUUAGCAUUACUUUUUUAGUAAGAACUACUUGAUUAGAUGUAAACAUGACCUAGAUAGUCAUGAUACCCUUUUGUAGACUGCAUUCUUGUUGAUUGUGAAGGUCACAUUCAUUUGCUUCUCUUUGGAAAACACUUUGUUGGUGUUUCCAAAGAUGCCGGAAGACCCUGCUAUUGGCUUGAGUCACAAACACAAAAUCAGGUGUAAUUUCUUCAGACCCUUUGCUGUUGUCACUAACACCACUGGUGUGUCCCCAUUACAGCCAGAGUCCAGGUGUCCUUGCAGCCUGGGUUGGCCACCUGUAAUAUCUGUGGUCUCCUUCCAGGGGCCCAAGGGCUCCUUCUGGCCCAGUUUCAGUCAGAUGGUGUCACUGCCACUGGACUAAGGUAGAUGGGAACAGUGCAUCGAGUGCCAAAGGUCAUUCCCAGGUCAGUGAGCUGUUGGGCACCUUGCAAGGAUGGAAGUCUGACCUUUAAACCUGUGCAUGGAACUGCUGACACAGAUUGGAUAUCAAUAUUAAAACACGUUAUCCUCACUUUGAUACAGGAGCACAAUGUCCUUUCAGCACAUGAUGGGUUCACUGUGUCCUGCAUUUCUCACACCCACGCAGCCCCACAGGCAGCAGCUGGUGCCACUAAUGCUUUGUCCGAGGCUUUACCAGGCUCCUGGAGAGGCCAGGUUCUGCAGCUGAACCAUUAGAAAACAAUCCUAUGUGCACAGGGCUUUUUGCUUGUUCAUUUUCUCUUUCCUUUGCUUACAAAUCCUUGUAGGAUUUUCAUGGUAUCUGGAGUAUCAAUAUGGGAAGAAAGACUAUUCCCAAGCACUCAGUGUUUGCUCCCUCUUACAUUUUUUAUGCUCCAGAUACCAGGAGCAAUGUAACUGCUGUUUGGUUCUGUCCUUAUGCAACAGCACUGUUGAUAAUGUUAGAACUUGUCCAGCUCUGGUAGGAAUUUUAUUUUAAGUGGGGCAGGGUAGGUCUUCUCACACUGGGUUUUUAGAUAGAUCUUGCUCUUUAGUAUAGAAGUAAAUGGAAGGUGAUUCUGUAAAUGGGUAUUUCAGGCAAAGCUGAAGUAAGCCUUCUUAAAAACAGAAGUGAUUAAAUCUUAGAGUAGCAGAAAUGGAGAGUAAGGAAUCUGUUAUGCUGUGAGAACUCUUGCAAAUAUUCCAGCUUUGUAGAAAUCAGCUGAAACUGGAUUUACCAGUGAACUUCACAGUGAAACCAGGGUCUUGCCUGUUGCUCAAACCUAUGGAAAGGAGUGAUCAGAUCCAGAUGUCCACGUCACCCAGAAUUUAAUUACCUUAUCUAAAAGCAGGAUUUGAGGCAAGGAAGAAGUUUACCUGUCUGAAUCACAAGUAAAGCAUGUGGCCUGGUGUGCAUUAACAAAAUACCUGGAUAUUUGCAUGUAGGGAUUACAUUCUUUUCUUAACUACCUGAGAAUGAGGAAAAACUACAGUUUGGAACUUGCACUUCCAACCCCCAGAAAUUCCAUUGUUUCUUUGGAAGCCCUCUGGUUGCAGAGCCCUGGCCACCCAACUUGUCACAUAUUCAGAGACAAUAAUAACUGUCAGACUUUCAGCCUGUUCCCCAUAGUGUAGGAUUAAAUGUUCCAUGUCCCAGGACAUCCAGCUGUUCCUUUCCCUUCCAACAGAAAUACCCAAUGAGAAAUAUAUAGGCUAAUCAUUUAUUUUAAUAAUUCCACUUGGGAAGAAGUAGAAUAGAACCUUGCUUCUUUAAGUAUGCAUCAAAGGACAGCUUCUUGAACUGCCUAAAACCAAUUGAUUUUUCCUUUGUUCUGUGGCAAUACUACAUGUGCAAAUGAUUUGGAAUUAGGUUUAAUGAGGGACCAGCUGUUACAAUAUUUAGUGUCGAUCACUUUAUUCAAAAAUUACUUUUCAGCUGAUACAUGUUACACAGGGUCCUAUUUCUGUAUCAGUUAUUUAUUGUUUUCCCCUGUUCCUAGUCAGCUCUGAUCCACUGUUGUUGCCAUGGCUAAGUAUGGACUGGAUUCUUCCGUACUUCACCCUACAUGUUUGCAUUUCAAGAACGUAAAAUAUACCUUAAUGAUGUAAAAUGUACAGGUAAAUUUAUUUUUCUUUAAUUCACCAUAAGUGGUGAUAGAGCUGUGGGUGCUGUCACAGACACACUCGGGUUUGUUCAGGCCUUAAAUAUGGGAAUCCUGACAAAGCACAUCUUUCAAAUAAACUCCUGUAAACUAUUCCAACAUUCUUAUCUCACAGUGAGGAUCCAAUUCAUGAUUUAGUGAUUCAAAAUAACUCUGGAAAUUCAGAAAUAAAUUAGUUAGGUUUAAAUUUUGCUGUAUGCAGCUCUUUCUACUUUUCAGAUAUUGGCACAGUUCUGUAAACUGCUGCUUGUGCCAGUUCUGCUGAAACUUUGAUCAAACCAUUCACAUAAAGUCAUUUUUUGGGUAAGAUUUCGCCCUAGUCUGGGUCAAAUAUAUAACUUACCUGCAAGUGUAAAAAAGUACAUAGAGAAAAAUACAGAGGGUCUGUUGAAAUUACCAAAAUGAUGUUUCAACCUGAAAAAUGAGUAAAGAGAGUUUAAAAUACUGCUUUGAGUGCACUCCUGUAUAGUGUCUACAUAUUGGAAACAAAUUACAGUACCAAAUCUAGAAAAAAUGCAUGGAUCAUCUACUGAGCACAUGAAAAUUCUGAUCCUGCCAACAGCUUCACCUUGAUUUCAAAUUGAGCCUGCACAUAGUUAAUUUUAACCAGAUCUAAGAACAGGUGGUAUCCUUCAGGAAAUUAAAAAGUAGGACUGUAAUAAUCUAAACCCAUGCUUAAACAUGGACAGUCUAGAGCUUAAAUUAAGUCUUUCCUAAGCAGACAUUAUUUCACAGAUUUUACUAGUGCAGGAGCCUGUUUAUGUAUCAAUAGUACUGACAUGCAGAACAGAUUUGGCUUUCUUCUGUUUCUUACUUUAUUAGAGCUUUGUUCACUAUGACAUGAACUGUUUCUGUGAAUUUGUUCUUUCAUCUUGUUUUCAGUUGUGCAGCCAUAGUUUCCCUCCACACAGUCAACAGCUUUGCAGUUUUAGUCCAAACUUCUGUUUGGUUGCUGUUCUUCAUUUAAGCUUAAAAUGUGUAAGAAAGCCUCUCAUGUAAUAGGAAAAGUUGCCAUAAAAAUGUAUAAAGGUUUUCUUGGCUACAUGUUUUCAAAUUUAAUAAAUGCAGUUUUCAGUUAUAAUUUGAAAUGGUCACUUUCUAGCCACUAUUUCAGUUUUCUGCGCAAGAGAAAUGGAGAGACAAAAAGAAAAUCACCUUCUUUUUCUUUAUUUUACUUCAGCAUUGUAAAAAUUUGCUGAAAGACAUGGUUUUGGGGAAAUCAGAUAAAAGAGAUUUGCUGCCUAGUUGCUAUAAAUAAUACAGCUGGACUUCAUGCUGAAAGCUCCUUCCAUAUCUCCAAAAGUGUACAGCUUGACAUCUGAAUUGUGUGACCUCGUACAAAGCCUAAUUCACAAACAGUGGUUUAAUUUGCCUAGUCAGUGUUUGCAGUGUGUCCCGUGGAUGAUUCAGGGUUCUGUGGUCUCAGAGGAGUGACCGAGUGGUCGAGCAGGCUUGUUCCCAGGGUCAGGUGGCUCAGGAGUGGGCAGUUAUCCACCAGAAACAAGGUGUUCGUUCGCUACCUCGCUGUUCUCUUGAGAACUUGCACAACUCUUCUUGCCGUUAGGUUCUGGGGAUCCCUCCACGAUUUUACAAUGCUGAGACAAGAGGCUGGAUUUUGCUAAGAGAAAAUUCUGGCAGUUUUAGCAUCAGUUUUCAUAGGGAAUCAGCACAAAACAUGGGGAUUUUGAAAGGUGAUGUGUUCUCAAUAGCCUAGGAAAUAGACUGUACAGUCUAGGAGUUUGGGCUAUUGCAGAGAUACUGAAAUCAUCAGUAAUUGCUUUUGAUGGGAAAAAGUAUUGUUGUGGAACAACUGCUUUGACCCCUGAGGAGUCAAAUUGUCAAUUGGAUGAACUGGAUAUUUUAGGCUUCACUUCUGUUGUUUUAAUCUUCAUGUUUUACCCUCUCUCACUUGGACUUCCCCAAUAAAUGUACUGUGCCAAAUCUUUGCACAAAAAUAAGAGCAUUUUGCCCAACAGGCAUGCAGGAAGUUGUUCAUACCUGUAACUAGAGCCCUGCUGCCGAGAGUUUACUUCUUUAAUAGAGAGGAAUUGAGUAUCACACCAGAUAAGGAGUGGCAGUGCAGCACCCUGAGAGCUCUCACUGCUCGAGAUGAGGACAGUUAGCAUCCCACAUACUCACAAAUCAGCCGAGAUGGUUCCUAACAAUGAUAGAAAAUAGCUUGAAAGAAAAGCUCAUUUUUGUCUUGCAGAUUGGAUAAAAAUAAAAUCCCAAAUACAGGAUAUAUUUAAUUGAGGUAGAAAUUUACUGAAGCUCUCUGUAACAGAGACACAGAGCACAUGCAGUGGUUUAGUGGGAAAGCAAAGUGGUGUUAUUAAAUUGUUGCCAAUAAACAUAACAUCCAAAAGCAGGUAUAAGCUAUUUUCAAUUUCAUUUUUCUUGUCUUUUUUAUUUUUUCUGAUUAUGUUGUAGUUUUGAUUUGAUUUUCAUUUACAUUAAUGGAUAAGGAAGAGAACACAAGUUCCCAAAGUAGGGCUGGAAUGAAUUAGGGCUAGAAUUAGAGAUAUGGAAGAGUGGUGUGAGUAAAGCUGGAGUUUUCUGUCAGUUAUAAAUCAAGUGAAUUUUUAUAUUACUAUUUUUCCAGGACAAAAAGCAUCCAUACAAUAAACUUUGGCUGUCAUGGCUGUUUGAGAAGCGUGAAUCCAAUUGCUGUGUGUGCUUGGACACCAGUUUUGAGGGGGGUUUUUUUGUUGUUUUUUGGCAAGUAUCCCCUUGGAGUGCAUCUGCUUUGUGCAUGUUUGUCUAAAACCACAAAAACAAACCACUUUUGUUUUUAUGGAUUGCUGUACACGCACCUGGUUCUGGUGGAAAGAGCAGGAAGUUUUGUUAGCUGGUGGGUUAGCAUAUUUAUGUGAAUUACUUACAGCAUUGGUAAACUACUGUCAACUUUGUUCACAUUGCACAAGAUACUCUGUGUUGUCUAUUGCUGGUGUUACAACCUCGGUGAUCCAUACAUAUCCUGUAAAUUCCUGUAGGUUUUGUGUAAGAAAUCUUGCCACCACUGCUUGCUACUGUAAAUUCUUGUUUUGAAGCAAGACGUGGCCUUUGACUGUACAGCCAUGUGUAUUAUAUACUGCAAAAGUCCUUGUUCUGUCCUCUGAACUCGCUGUCCACAUAGAGUUGAAGCUCUGUUAAGCACGCUUAGUGGUUUCAGAAUUUAUUUCAAACAGCAGAUCUAUAAGCCAUUUACAGAAAUAUUAAAUGUAAUGUAAGAGAAUUCAACCCAGUUCAUAUCCUUUUCUGAGAGCUUGGGGUUGGAUUGGAGCAGGCAGCUGCAGGUUUUGGGGCACACCUGAGAGGUGUCACAGCUGUGCAGUGUCCCCUGGCAAAGGGGUGCCCCAGGCACAGCACCUGGGCAGGCUGCUGCCUUACAAAGAUGUGUGAGCUGCUGUGUUUUUUAUUCCCCACAAACUGCAGCAGUGCCAAGACAGAAGCCCAUCUGUAGGGGCACACAAGAGGCACAGCACUGCCCCUGCAUUGUGUCCUCAUCCCCACCCACCGUAGGCUUUACCUGAGGUGGUGUUUUAAGGAGAUUUGACCUCUCUGUCUGGUUACUGAGAGAGAAAAAUAACCUGAAUUCUGGGACUCUGCAUUCUAUUAUGAUAUACAACAAAGACCUGAAAAUGUCUGUGUAUUCUUUGCUGGUUUCUGACAUCAGAAUUUCAAGUCCUGUCUAGUCUGAAAGGCAAUGAUGGGAAAAGCGAAGAAGCUUGGAAAGUUGAAGGGGAUUCUUACUUGGAUUACUUUAAAUUCUGUGUUUCUAUUGAUAGUUUAAUUAAAUGAGUAGGCUAAUCUUUAGAAUCAAGGCAGUCUUAAUGACUUUGCACCUUCACCCUUUCAUGAAAGACUUUGAGAACUUGCAGUAAGUGUUCCUCAUGCUUACAGUCCGAUUUGUAGAUAAAUUCCCUGUAUUUCUAAGAUCAAAAAAUAUUUCUACAGUUACUUCAGCCCUUUACAGAGAACAACAGGGCAAUCCCUGUCCCAUAAUCCCAAGUAUUUGUAGGUGUAUUUUAGACAAAGAACGACUUUCAACAUCAUAAAUGAAACUAAUGUUCCAGUCUCUGGAAGUAAAGGAAACCUCAGUAAUUUUACAAACCAGCAAGAAUGAAACUUGUCUAUAUAAAUACUAAUGUAGAAAGUGCAUGCAAAACUUGAUACUGCCUCUGACCUUAAUCGUUACUAUUGAUACUAUUGGGGAUCUCACAAAUGUGUGUUUCAGAACGCUGUAUUUCUCCUCAGUGUGUGCUUCAUCCUCAUUACCGACAGCUCCUGCCAGGAGCCAGCCCAUGCCCUAGCCAAGGCGUGGGGAUGCAGAACUCCCACAGCACCAUGGAUACGUGGGCAUGUGUGCGUGUUGUGUUAGGAUGAGUAACCACUCCAGCUGCAAACCCCUCCAGACCUUGUGUGUAACUCUGCAGGGCAGCCUCUGGGCUGUCUGGGAGGGCUGCAGUCCCAGGCAGCUCCGGGUCUUGCUUUGGGGGAUCGUCAUGAACUCAAGCCUCACUGUCCAGUGUGUGAUGAGCUCCUUGCCAGACUGUGAGCUGCAAAGGCACGGGUGCUGUGGGUCACUGACCCAAAGCGUGUCUGGCUGGGAGCCUCAGACAGGCCUGUGACAGACUGGAUUGUCAUGGUGAUACUGUGCCACCACAUCAGACUUGUUUCCGCUCCAUGCUGUGGCCUGAUUCAUCCUGCCCUAAUUUCAGCUGGCUUAAAGUUACAGCCUGGGUCUCCUGUGUAAGUCAGAGGAGGGACAUGAGUGGAGAUGCCUCUGGGAGAUUGUAUUAUGGCAUCAUUUGCCCUCACCACUGAUGAACGGCUGGAAUUAGGUGGGAUGAAUCCAAGUGUGUACAAUUGGCUUCUCACACCUCUACACAAACUUGUAUUUGUUUGAGCUUGGAAUGGGCAAGAAUAAUGCAGCUCCUUUGAAUCUGAAUCCGAGUGUCUUACAGAUGACUUUCUGAAUUCAAUCUCAAGCAUAAGAUUUCUGCCCUGUAGUGCUAUUUUCUUUAUUUUUACUUCAAUUUUAAUGAACAGCUGUAGCUUGAACUUGCAACUUGCUGGAACAUUUCUAGAGUGAUUACCCCUGCCUAGGAAACCUCACCUUUAUUUCUUGGAGUGGGCUUUCUUGUUACCUGCGCCAAUUUUCUUUGGAAGCAACGCAGGGUAAAACCAUUGCAUAGAUCAAUCAACACCAGCAAUAGCAUAUGCAGCUUUUAAAUUCACCUGUGAGCUUGUAACUCACAGGUAUUAAUGUUCAUACUUUCCAGGUGUGGCUAAAGACUCCUUUCCUGAGAGCUUUAAGGAAUAAAUCUAGGUGGUCCUGGUUGAGGAUUGUGAGAAUACAUGUAGUAAUGGCAGUUUAUGAUAGGUUUUUGGAGGGAAAUGUGCGAUAAACGUGUUGGGAUUUGGUGUGCUGGUUUGGAGAUGAGGGAAUACUCAUGUGAGAUAGAGCAGAUCUGCAGGCAGUGUUACUGUGGGUUAGCAGAGCCUGCUUCCAGCAGGUUCCUCCUCUCGUUCCCCUCAAUCCCUUCUCCAUUACCUGCGGUACGAAAUCCUGACAGCAGUUGUGCCAGUUGUUGUGGCGAUCUGAGGAACUGCUCCAGAUUAAAACUCAAAUGUUGUAGCUGCACCUUCCACCUUCAUCGGGCAUCCACGUUCUCAGAGCUGGGCUGGGACAGCAGUUGCCUCCACAGCUGCCCUGUAAUUUCAUCACACAAAAGUGGGUGUCACUUUUUAUGAGUUUAACAGGAGCAGUAUUGAUCCAUUCACUUUAUUUCCUAAGUUGUGAGUCAUUUGCUGUUGGAAAUGAUACAGAUCUUGUGCAGCUGCGAAUAGAAAAAUGGAGAUUUGUUUCUUAUGAUGAGCUGGUACAAUUCCUGCUCUGCUGUUCAAUAUUUUUGAGUGCUGAAGUUACCAAAAUGCUACUUUCAUGGGUUAUCUCAGCCUCAGCUCUGCAUGAAAAUGGGUAUGAAAUUCCAGUUGCUGUUCCUGGUUUCUCUGUGAAUUCUGAGCCAAAGGUAAAGCAGUGGGAAGGAUUGUUGUGGCAGCCACUCACUGACACAUUUUCAGAUGCACAAAGCCAUUUUGUCUGUCAUCUGACAGUGCUCCAGUUUUCUCACUGGGUCACCAUUUUGUUGUCAGCCAGUGGAGUAAAGGUGGAUGAGCUCACCACCUGGGAAGAGUAGAAAUGUAGCAAGUAAUGAGCUAUGUUCUCCAACAGUCCUUUAUUUGUAGAGCUUCACUUUCAAUUAACAUUUGUACCUUCAGUUGUUAUUGUACCAUUCACUAUCUUGAGGUGGUAUGAGCAGAAAUUUAUGAAUAUAUAUAAUUUACCAGAAAUAUAGGCUUGUAUUGUGCCUUUGUAAUUCUCUUCAGCUUCAGUAUGUAUAUGCUACGAGCAGAUGAACUUCCUCCCUGUUUUGGGGUGUUCUUUACUGCAACAGUAGCUGAUGGCUUCAUUAAUAUUGGCUCUUUUAGUCUUCUGGGGCUAACACUUCUGUUUUUCUGAGUGAAAAUGCCAUAGUGCCCUCAGCAGACAUAAGCACAAUGACACAACACUGCAGUGCAUGCUGUCUCUUAGCUUCUCUCUACACGUGCUUGCAUGUUGGAAGAUCUGAAGAGCUGCUGUAUAAAUUGCUACAUUAUAUACCCAAUACAGGUGGUUUUCCGCAUCCCUUUUUUGCUCAAAACUCCCAUUAAUUCACAAGUUAGUGAUGGCUCAAAGGGGGGUUUUGGAAGCACAAAGGAUGCAGGAAGCAACUCUUCAGUAGUUUACAGGCUGCUAUAAAUGUCUUUUCAGCAACGAAAUGUAGCAUUUUAGCAGUAACUUCCUAGUGAAAACACUGAGCGUGCUUAUCACUUAAGAUUUUAAGAAAAAAGUGUCAGACUGUGUAAUUGUAUCUCAUAUAAUUUUGACACUUAACCAGUUUUAUCUACGUGUUCAUGCUAUACCAACCAACACAGACCUGAAAGGUGACAGCCAUGUUUUUGUUACACAAGAAGUCACAGUUUUCCAGAGGUUCUGUUUUGAAUUUUUGUUUCUUUACCACAUUUUCACUGCAGAGGUAUUUUUCUAUAUAGUUACCUGAGGCUUCCUUUCACCAACCAAAAGAGUCUGUAGCCCUCUGCACUGUGAAAGGCAAAGCUCUGUGGAGAGACACAGGCUUCGCACUUGCCCAGCAAAUUAGCAGAAAUUUCACCCAAGCCAUAAAAGCCUCUUAUGUUAAUCUCUGUUUAUGUAAUUAAAGCAAUUAGGGAUAGGAGCUUCAGGAAUAAUGAGGUCUCUCUAUCCUCCAUUUACUCUCUCUGUGCUUCAUAGGGAUUUAAGGGUUCUUUUUUCAAGGCUCAGCUGUGUCUCUUCAAACCAGUGCAGUCUAAGCAUCGUGUGAGUUGCAGUUUAUGGAGAUAGCAUUGGAGCGUGAAAGAUUUACUCCUGGUAGCAAGGAAAAACUCGUGUCCCUGUGGACAUGGACACUUGCAAACAAGUCUGAUACCGAGAAUUAAAAACAAAUGCGUUCAAGAUGGUACCAGUACAUCAGACUCUGUUCUACAGUGGGGUUUUUAGCUUUUGUCAUUUGUAUUUUAUUUUGUGAAAAAAGGAGUUGGGGGGAUCUCAGAUCACAUGGGGAAUAUUAGAAGUAUAUCACUCAACAAUCAUUUUAUAAAGUCUAACUUCAAAAUGCACUAUGAUUUAUUACAAAAGUAUAUUUUCUUCUGUUUUUCGACAUGGUGGUUCCAUUUUGUGAUAAGUUAAACUCAGCAGUUAAUUUGUUGCACUGCCUGGCUGCAUGAAUUCAUCCAGUGUACAUAUGUACCUGUGCAGCAUUACUUUUGGGGUUUGUAUUUGAAUUUGCAGUAUUGAUUAUUAUUUUUGUAUUUUACUUUGCCUCUGUUAUUGGAAUUGUAGUAAACAUAAUUUAUACAUAUGAUUUUACAACUGUUUUGCAACUGAAAAGUCUCCUUUAAAUUGUAAAGUUUUAUUGAUGGAUACUCAUUAAAAUGGUAUAAGAAUUAUAUUAACAAUUGUUUUGUGUUUUGAUGCUCUCUGUAUAUAAAUAUAUGUCUAUUUAUCUGUUUAAUGGUGCUUGUGUCUUGCAAUUUUGGAUACAUUUUAGAAUAAAGUUUCAUUUUACAA
Messenger RNA from Camarhynchus parvulus, 13363 nucleotides. RefSeq names its product single stranded DNA binding protein 2 (gene SSBP2). NCBI's taxonomy places the organism in Eukaryota, Metazoa, Chordata, Aves, Passeriformes, Thraupidae. The transcript has 17 exons. The record is from RefSeq and is a predicted model, not a curated record. Gene Ontology annotation, molecular function: single-stranded DNA binding; protein binding. Gene Ontology annotation, biological process: positive regulation of transcription by RNA polymerase II. Gene Ontology annotation, cellular component: nucleus. Bases 127 to 1209 code for a protein of 360 amino acids.